Brugia pahangi is the source of this 864-nucleotide messenger RNA. NCBI's taxonomy places the organism in Eukaryota, Metazoa, Nematoda, Chromadorea, Rhabditida, Onchocercidae. The record is from the annotation of a GenBank genome assembly.
AUGUACAAGGUUAUCAUUUGCUUAUUACUGCUUACUCCUAGAAUUGCUAAUGCUUUUAAAAUUGGCAUAGGAGGGAAAAAUCGUGGUUCAAGCGCUGCAAGAUUAAAUCCAUCUCGAUCAAACACUCAUUCAUCAGCUGGAGGUUAUCACCAACCUCAAGGUGCUUAUCAUCCACAGCAAAGUGGUUAUUAUCCACAACAGGGUGGUUAUCCACAACAAGGUGGUUAUCGCCCGCAGCAAAAUGGAUACCACCAAACAGCACCCGGAGGUUAUCAUCCCAGUCAAAUUGGUGGUUAUCAUCAGCAAAGUGGUUUUGCUCCCAACCAAAUGAAGCCGUCCGGUAAAGGAACAUUUGGGAAAGCAGUUUUAGGUGGUGCGCUUGGAGCUGCAGCAGGUUUGGCAACUUUUGAAUUAGGAAAGGCAAGUCAUUCUUCACCAGCAGAUGCUAUUUCGUACAGCGGUGUAGCAAUUCUCCGUUCUGGUUCUGAACCUUUGAGAGCAUCAAAUGGUCAAAAUUAUUAUUUUGAUGAGCGGAAUCAUCAGUACAAGAAUGGCUAUUUCAUGUGUUCAGUGCCAAUCGAUGAUGUGUUAAAGACAUUACAGGGAAGUUCCACUGUAGUGGCUGCUGCUGAUGAGUCGACAAACUCAACCGCUAUAUCUCCAGAGCAGUUCUUCAAAACAGUGCACUUCAAAGAUGGUUCAAGGCCGAAGUCACUGACCUGGAAUUGUAAGUCUGGUGCUGAGAUAUGUUGUGAUACCGAUUGUUGUCCAGUACAGCAGCUAAGUGGUGGUAAUUUCUCUGAUCAUAAAAGACCAUCAUGGGUUUUUUUCAUUAGGUUUGUUAAUAUUUUAAAAUCUGAAUAA